Molecule: messenger RNA, 753 nt
Organism: Microstroma glucosiphilum
Lineage: Eukaryota; Fungi; Basidiomycota; Exobasidiomycetes; Microstromatales; Microstromataceae
Exons: 1
Coding region: 1-753 (250 amino acids)
Source: RefSeq, a predicted model, not a curated record
AUGUCCUCCCCCUCCAACGGCUCGCCCUCGAGCGAUGCAGCGCUCUUACCACGAGAGCGACGCAAGAAAUCCUCCUUCCGAAAUCUGCUCAACUUCCUUUUCUGCAUGCCCAAGUUCAACAAGCGACACGAUCAAGCCUCAAGCCCUUCGACGACUCCGCCAGCUCGAGCUGUGGCUAUCUCCGCCGUAUCGGAGCUUGUCCUGACUCCCCCUGCAAGAGCCAGGAGGCCAGUGGUCCGCCCAAGCCUCAGCGAUCCCCCUCCUAUGAGGGCUUUGGACGCGUUUCGAGUAGACGUGGGACUCUCUGAGAGCCCUCUGCGAGUGCGUAUGCCCUCGUCUCCCGGUGUAGAAGCCACCGAUAUCGAUGAGUUGGCGACCCAUGAUCUACGAAUGGAGCAGAACAUCAACAGGCAGACUUUCGAUAUCCAUACGAAUCAUGACAGUGAACUCGCCUCCUCCUUCGGACUCUUACCUUCCGUACUCUUACCUUCCCAAGUCCAGCACGCCCCUAAUCCCCUUCUGGACAUGGUCUUAGAGACUGGACGACGACGACAUCUCAGAAGGCCUCCGACUCGCCGCGGUGCCGCCAAUCCUGGAGGUCCAGCAGCAUCGAGUGAGGACGGACCCCUUGUCAUUUUCUCAAACACUACUGAGCAGCGCGAUGGAACGGUGGAGAUGACGCCGCCUGAGACGCCGGUUUUGAGGCCUCGACGUAGGGUUGAUGCGAUGCGGGGUGGUGCUAGCGGUACCUGA